Molecule: messenger RNA, 8008 nt
Organism: Rhineura floridana
Lineage: Eukaryota; Metazoa; Chordata; Lepidosauria; Squamata; Rhineuridae
Gene: ICE1
Product: interactor of little elongation complex ELL subunit 1
Exons: 20
Coding region: 365-7024 (2219 amino acids)
Source: RefSeq, a predicted model, not a curated record
CAUAUUGGGAUUUGUAUUCCUUCUGUUGCCCGGUCUUUGCAUGAGGGAAUUUGCCGCCGUAGUCACCCUCUCAGAGAAUGGGUUGUCGUUCCUAGUGCCUUGUCGGAGGCCAGAUAGGGCGAGGGAGGGUUAACUUGUCACAAAAAAAGACCUCACUAGGAAGGACUCAAGACAUGCUGAAUGUCAGGCAGUGCCAAAGACAGCUUUUCGCUAGCAAGCGGAGGACCUUUCUCGCUGUGCGUCGCACUCCGUGGUGCAGAGGCCGGCCCUGCUUGCUUCUACGUACGGAUUUCGUUACUGGUGCCGACGCCGCCCGGGGCUUGUAACGGGCGACGAAUGGGCGCGUGCAGUUGCAGUAGCAACCAUGAUGCCCGGGGAGACCCCGCCCGCGGCGACUACAGCGGGGAUCGCGGCGGAGGCGGCCACAGCCUGCGCCAACUGCGGGGCCCUCCAACAGAAUUUAAAUGAAUAUGUAGCUGCCUUAAUUGCAUUAAAGCAAAAGAUCAUUGAUACCGACCACUUGCUGACGGAAUACCAACAAAAGUGCAAUGAGCUUCAGUUUGCUGAAAGAGAAAACAAUACUCUUCGUCACCAAGUGGAACAAAUGCUCCAGAAAAUAUCACCAUUAGAAAAAUGCCAGGAAGAGCUGGGAUCUGUGAAAGCAGAACUGGAGGAAAAGAAGAGUUCACUCAAGAUAUAUCAGGAAACUCAUCUGGAAUAUGUUCGGGUGAAAGAGGAAAUGAACAAAAGUGACACCAUGAAGAAGAAACUGGAAACGAAAGUGAAGAAACUUGAAGAGGCUGCAGGAAAGCACAUCCAGGAGUUCAAGCAGUUGAAAGCAGAGAAGAAAGUUCUUCAGAAGGAAUUGAAGAAAGCGCAGGAAAAGACUGGUGGCUUUCCUAGUGCAAAGCAAAAGAAAGUGCUGAAGAAUGCUGAGACCCAAAGUGAGAGUCCAGUUGCAAAACUAGACAAAGAAAAAAUUAAGCUGCUGUUGGAGGAGCUCUGGGUGUGUAUUGAUAGCUCCACAGGAAAAAGUCUAAUCAACAAAAAUGACUACAUCUUAGCUACGGAUUUUCAUGGUCAUUCCAGAACACAUGGAAAAACAAAAACUAUGCAGAAUCCUCAAAAAAUCAGGAAACCUCGAAAUGAGAGGCCUUCUGGCGGUUCUUCACCUGAAAGCUGUACAACGCACACUUCUUUGGCAUCAUCGCAAAUAAAACUGGACAACAGGCCUGCUGGACAUGGUGCUCCAGUAGAAAGCAGGGCCAUGGAAACCACUGGGGCUUACAACAGCAGCAGUGCUUUUUACGAAGACAGAUCUCUAGAAGUCACUGUGGAGGCAGAUUUAGGAGCGAGUGACAUGGAUGAUUUUCACAAGGAGCAGGAAGAACUUGGUGAAAAUCUGCGGGAUAUUUUGCAAUGGAUUAGGCCUCUUCCCCCUCUGCUGUCUCCCAUACAGUUUUCACCUUCUGCUACUCCAGAUACGUUAUUUGGAAACCUAACAGAUUCAAGUGAUGAUGAAAUGAACCAGGAUGCACAAAUCCUCGAAAAUAUUUUGGAAAAAUGUGAUCUGGAUGAACCAAUAGCUGAAAAUCUGUACGAAGACCAUUCAGCAGAAUCUCAGAACAAAUGCAUCUCUUUUAGCCUUAACAACCCUGAACGAUUGAGUAAAUUGACGGAUGAAAAGUCAGUACUAUAUUCUGACCUUGUGUCAGAAACAUCAAUAUAUCUUAAUGAGAGAGAUGCUAAAUCAAAGAAUGAGGAGAAGUAUGUGGAAGAGAAUAAUGAUGUUAUACAAAUGCACACAGCCAUUGAGGUAGCAGCAUACAGUGCAGAAAACAUCAAUGAAAAAUUAGUUAAUAUGAUGGAAACAGAAGACAAAAUCUUGAUACCUGAUUUAAUGUCCCUGUCAGUUAACUUACAAGAAAAAACAGCUGAAUCAAUGCCCAUGCAGGAAGUGGUUGGAAACAGUGUUGAACAUGUGCUAGGAGAGUCUAGUAACUUAACGAAAGAAGAAGAGAAGGAAGAACUCACUGGAACAAUAGAAGAUGAUUGGCCUCAAGUACCCAAAGGUGAUGAUCAGCAGCAAACCAAUAUGCUUGUAGCUCCUGAAAAAUGUAAGGAUAGGUCUAGUGAUAUGAAAGGAGGAGUGGAGAAUGGCUCCAGUGGCAUCCAUACUAAAUUUAAUUUGGAAGAAACAGAACAUCUUGGUGAAGAACACACUGAACAUGUUACAACAUACAAACAAAACGCAACAACAGAAGGGUUCGGCACAGGCAGAAAUAGUGAACCAUCAAUGGAAGAGAAAAUUAAUUUUAGGAACCAUAACUUCCUUUCUGAAGUAGAACAUUCCAGUGAGCUGGUCCAGCCAGAAGGUUCUGUGGUACCUUUAAAACAGGCGAUGGAAAAAGAUGUUCCUGUUUCUGAUGUGUCCAUCAAAUCACAAUGUGUAGAAGAAGAUCACGGUAAUGAAGAGAGAUGUGACAAACAAAAUGAACCUGAAUUAAACGGGAAGAAUGAACUAGGGGAUCUUGAUGUCUUGAGAUCACAGUCUCAUAUUACAGUGGUAGAUGAUGAAUGCAAGAAGUCGUCGUAUUGUACGGACGAAACAAUCCAGUCUGAGGAAGAAUGCAACAUUGCCCCUUCUGUGCAUACUAAACACGGAGAAGAUUACCAGCUGAAAGCUGAAAAUGAAAAUGUUGUAGACAAAAUAGCUGAUAGCAUUACUGAGAAAUCCAAAUUGAUAGACAUAAAAAAAGAAUGCCUACAAGUAGAACAAUUUCUUGACCAAAAAGAUUCUAUUAAAACACUACAAGAGGAGCCAGAUUAUGAAAGUGAUCCUAUGUUACCAGCCCAAGCAUCUAUUAUCAAAGAAUAUUCAUCUGGGGGACCUCUUGAAACUAAUCAUAAGGUCCUUGAAUCAGAGAACCUCAUUGGAAAUGCUUCAGAACUGGGACAUGCAGACUUUGAAUAUGAGUGCAAGUCUAAAAUACUUAGCAUUUCAAGUAGCUUUCAAUAUACAGAGACUGUUAUGGAAGAGGAAUGUUUGACAUCGAAAAGGCUUGUGGAGGAAGACAGUGAACUACUGAAAAUCACAGAAACAGGGACUACACAGUGCAUUAUAGUAGAAGGAAGUGAGGAAACAUCUGAGUUUGGAAUUGAAUGUGACAGAAAUGGGACGUCCGAUUUGAUACCUAAAAAUUUGCAUUGUGGAAUAAAUAAUGCACCAUCUCAAGAAAAGGCAAACAGGAAUGAAGAGAGCAAUUCAUCUAUUCUAAGGAAGUAUGCUGUGGAAGGGACAGAAAUGAAUUAUAAGUGCUCUGUAACAAAUGAGGUGGUAUCCAAACAGAACACAAAUGAAGAUGCAGCCCAGUCUAUGUGUUGCAUAGAUGCAUUGCAAGCAGAAAAUGCAGAUACUGAAAUAACUUCCUCUGUCACAGUGACAGGUGGUUCUAAGUCUACUUCAGAGCCCAUCGAUGUCACUGCUUGCAACCUUGAAAUCAAUGAUGAGCUCUUCAGCAGAAAAGGCCAAAGUUCUGAAGGUGCUGCAAACAUACUAUCUUCGCUCUCAGUAUACAUUGUCCCUUCCCCGCCAACCGGAGAAGAUGCUGAUCAUAUUGAACAUCGUAAUUCUGGAGAAGACUUGAAGGCUAAAGAGGCAAAUAUUACUGAUUCUGAGGAAAAUAUACAUAAGCCCCUAACUUGUUGUAGUCCUGACAAUAAUAAAGAUCAAAUGGAAAUUGAACGAACCAGACUAUCAACUAUCAGUGAUCCCCAGAUAUCGUGUAAUGGGGAGAUUUCUAAAGCACUAACUCCUGUGGCAUCAAGCCUAAACAGUGAUAAUGCAGUAGACAUUUUUAAAGCAAACAAAGGAGCAGUUCUAAGUGACGAGGAACUUCUCAUUCUGCCUGAGAAGUUAGGGAGUCCUUCAACAAACUUUGUGGUUGAACAUAUUCUCAAUGACACAGCAGCUAAAGAAACUGAUGAAAUAUCAAGUCAUGGUAUAAGAUUUGGAGGGCUGAAGCUGUCAGAAAAUGCUGUUGUGAUUGGGAAGUCAUCUACCUCGGAUUCAUCAGAUGAAGAGGUUUUCCUGUUAAGGAAGGUGAAUUGCACAAGACCACAACAAAGGCGUGAAGGCUGCAGAGAGGAUAUGGGUGCCAUCAGGAACAGUCAUGUAGGUGCACCAUCCAAUAUGACUCUCUUUGGUAGUGAUGGGCAUGAGGUAUCCCAUGUCACAGAAGAGGCAUCUCAAAAAGACAGACAUAUUGCAGUACAAGACACUGACUCCUAUGCUGCUGAAGUGACUGAAAGGAUGUGGGAACAUUCAUAUGCAGCAGGGUGGACACGUAAUAAUGAAAAUGCCUCUUUAAAACUGGAAUCCUCUGUAGCAAUAGAGAUAUCAAAAGAGGGGCAAGCCGAACAAAGUAUUUCAGCAGUUGCUUCAUUGACAAGCCAGUCACUAAUGUAUAACAGAAAAUCUGUCUCCAGGAAGUCCUUUGCAAGUGGUCUACAAGUUAAUAGUGAAAUAGUUGCAUCAUACUCAGAAUACAAUGGUGCUAGUUUAAAAACAUCAGAAAUUCAGUCAGACAUCUAUAAAGAGAAAUCAAGUGCUGAGCAAGAAAGAGACUUUGCAACUUCAGAAUGCAACUCCAACAUGAUGCAAAACCAGUUAACAUCUGUCCAUGUUGAUUGUGAUGCGAAUACCUCCCAUAACAAGGAAUGUCAUAUAAAGAAUGAAGGAAAAACCUGUGCUGCUCAAACCAGCUGGAAUUCCAUACCACCUGUCUCAGAAUCUUCUUCCAACUCCAACUCUAAGCAACAAAAGAUAGUACCUGAGAAACUGGCAUCUCUACCUACUCUUGCAUCUUGCACAAAGAAUGGAGUAGAACAGAUACUUAAACCAUCCGACUCUAGAAAUGUUUCAGUUCAGGCAGGUCUUAAAGGUGGUCAUGACAGGCCUCUCCACACAAUACCUCCCCAUAAGGGGAAAAGGAAAAGUCAGCAUACCCUACUAGCUGAGACCAUUUUUGCCAAUGCAGAUACUUCUACACCUACAACAUGUUCUCUGAAAACUCUUACAAAAAUUAGGCAAGAGAUGGGUCCUCCGUUACCUCCCUUACUCCCACCUCUGAUAGCUACGCCUCCAAGAACUGUUCGGCUCCUCUCCCCAAUAAUGUCAUCAUCUAGCCAAUCUUCUUUGCCUUCCCCACUUGAUGAAAUUAUUUCUCCUUCGUGUGAAACUCCAGUCACUUCUCUAAUGUCACCACUGUCGGAUAUCCCUAAAUGCAAGUCUCCUACUACACUUACUACUCCGUCUCCCUCUGAUAUGCGGAUCAGUCAGAGAGCUCUCUCUUCGCCUCUUCAGUUUUGUGCCACCACUCCCAAGCAUGCCCUUCCUGUACCAGGCAGGCUUCCUCCAUCUGCAUCUGGCAGCCCUGCUCUGCCUGUGCAUCACGAAAACUCCGUGAAAAUCUUGGACAGUAUGUAUCCAGAGUUAUCUGCCCGAGCAAGAACUCUCAGCAUCCUGAAAGGUAACAUUCAGCUCAGCAGAUCUUCUUCUCUAGAUGGCAAGAAUAUUCCACAGCCUGUCCGUCAGUUCAGUGGCUUUAAAGCAAUUGCUUCCAUGUCCACUGCUUUUGUUAAAACGGGGAGUAAUUUGAAGUCCGACCCAGAGCAGCCAUUUUCCAAUGUGAGUGACAGUGGGAAAAGGAUGUUGGCACCUGUGGCUAUGCCAAAGAGUGCCAAGAGGCCUAGACUAGACAGCAAGUCACCAAAACCAAACAUCUCCAAAGAGCUUUCAACUAAAAUCUUGGAUACUGACGUACCGUGCCCUGCUGAGGAAACUGUCGACCUGAGUAGUGGGAAUGGUACUCAGUCAACAGGUGACUGUGAUUCAGAAUUGCUUUUGGCAUUGAAGAAAACUGAUGAUCCAGAUAACAGUGUUGUGACUGUAGCACUGGAGAAAAUUUCCAAAGCCUGUUUUGACCUGUUACCUGUUAUUCGUAGCCGCGUCUUUGUGGGCAAUACCUCAAAGAUCCCAGUAAUGACAGAUGAAGAGAAAGAAGUUGUCUAUGAACUUGGUGUUGCAAAGAAGUACCUUGCCGAAAAAGCAUUACAGGCUAUUCUGAAGAAACUGAAGAAACAGAAGAUGUCCUUGGGCCACAAUCAUAUUCAGUCCCUCUGCAGGGUGUAUGUUGGCAUAUGCCGGCAGCUGGGAGACCUUGAAAAAGCACGUCUGUUUUGCUACAGUCUCCUUAAGGAAGAUUUUCCCAAAUCUGACAAGCUGACUUUGUUUACUGGAAGCACAUGGCCUGAGAUAUUCUCCUCUGAAAGUGUGAUCAACAAAGCUAUCCAGUUAGUAGCCAGACAGCGUGCAAGAGGGGAAGUGCUGAAAUGCCUGAGAACUUACCUGAAUUUGGAGGAGAAUCCACCAGCAGAUAUUGGCAUGAUGGUCUCUAGCCUGCUUUUAGCAAUACAGCUGUGUCCACAAGUGGAAUUUCACCUGAGUGAACAAUAUGGAGAAGACCUGAAAGAGAGUACGUGGGAAUAUGUGUUUGCAAUUGAUCUGCUGUGUUCACAUCAAAAGUGGCGCUGGACCCAUGACAAUAUCAUAAGUAAAGAACUCUGGCCUAUCAUGGAUAAAUGGGUAAAGAACAGAAAGGGCAAUGGAAAUGUUUCUUCCCCUUCUGAUAUAAUUGUAGCAACAGUGCUCAGGCUGAUUGGUCGUCUAGGCCAAAUAGGACUGAGAGAAGGAUUUUUUUUUGCUGUAGAAAAUAUCAGUUCUGUUAUUGGGAUCUUUCUCCAGCAUGCCAAAGAAAAAGAUGUAGCCUGGGGUGUCCAAUUGGCAGCAGCAUAUGCACUCUGUGACUUGGGUCCUAGCAAUCCACCUAGAGUACUGGAGGCCAUCAGAACGUGGGAAGCAGUAAAUACAAACAGCCUUCCUCCUGCUGCCACAAGCGGCAUAGCAGAAGUCACCAGUCUACUAAAGUGUGUUGGGAGAACCAAAGGCUCCUUAUCAGCAUAAAGUUCCUGGAAUGUUUUGUGUGUGUUUUCUUUCCAUAGAGGAAAAUGUUGCACUGCCAUCAAAAAGAAACGUUUUCAAAUCAGAAGAGCCAGGCAACAUUCGACUCUUGUAGAGAUGUUAUGAAGACAUCAUUGUUCAGUGGAGCCUGAAGUACUUUGUGUUGCAGUAGAAUCAAUAAGCAAUUGAGCAUUGACAUAUAUGAUGCAAGUAAACAAAAAUACAUUGUCUUACUGAUGUGAGUACUAGCUGUUUAAAUGAGAAAAAAGUGUUUAUCUAUGCAAAUAGAAGUGUUCUCUUGUAAACUGGUCUUCCAGGAUGUGAAGCUGAGACUCCUGAGUCUACUUAAGGCUCUUUUUAGUUAUGCCAAAUGCUCUCCGAACACCUUUUGCUGGGAAUUCAGAUGAAACAUAAACUUUGUAACAAAUUUGUUUCCUUCUUUGUUUGGCUGUGUUAAAACACUAGCUUCAUAAAACUUGAAAGCAUUUUUAGAGAAGGAUUGCUUCUCAUGAUGUGUAUAUGCAUCCCAUUUCUGCCUCUCUGAGUUGAUGAUGUACAUUUGUGGUGUUUCAAAAUCCAGCAAAUCUUUUGGACAGGAGAUGAUAGUGGAGCAAAAGAAAACAAAUGCACAUCCUGAGAAGUGAUGCCUCUCCAAGGCCACUUUCCACCUCUCUUAAAAACUGAUUUGUCUCCUCCCUAACAUUGGUGAUCUAUCUCAAAAGGAAAAUACAAAAGAUUUUGGACCAAAUCAUGUCCCUUAUUCAUGUUACUAGUCCUUUUGAUUUUAAUUGUUUUUUAAAAAAGCGUGGUUUGAUUUCUGCACACGAUAUCUACAGUAUAUAGAAGACUGAGAUGCUUUCUCUGUGAGAAUGUGUAUAUAUGGUAUAUUCAUAUAAUGUGUUUCACAUUUCAUGUUGUUCCACUUUGGGAAUUUUACUACAUGUAUAUAGAAACAAGUUUUUAAUAAAAAGCCUCGCAUCGUUUAGA